Messenger RNA from Diuraphis noxia (Russian wheat aphid), 3291 nucleotides. RefSeq names its product beta-glucuronidase-like. Gene Ontology annotation, biological process: carbohydrate metabolic process. Gene Ontology annotation, molecular function: beta-glucuronidase activity; carbohydrate binding. NCBI's taxonomy places the organism in Eukaryota, Metazoa, Arthropoda, Insecta, Hemiptera, Aphididae. The record is from RefSeq and is a predicted model, not a curated record.
CUUCAUACUCUUAUAGUAUUAAUAUAAAAUCAAAUUACUGUUUACAUUUUUCACAAUAUCAAAUAAUUAUUUUCAGUUACCAUGUAAUAUGCCCUCUCAUCCUCAUCAAACUUAGGUAAAUAAACUAUAUUUGAUGCAAAGUAAUUAUUUUUGUUUAUAUGUGAUACAUAAAGAUUUACCUAAAAGUAAAGACUCAAUGGUUCAAUUGUUAAGGUGAAAAUGAAUGUAUUUUUAGAGAUAUUAAAUAGAUAGGUGUGUUAUUAAUUAUUAGACAUAUUAAUUUUAUUGGUUUAUAUUAGAUAAUAGUUUGUCUGUUAUAGAUGGUAAAUGUUUAAAUAUUUUUAUUUUGUUUUUGUGUAAUCAACAUUCCAUUAUUCCACCAACUACCGAGAUAAUAUCUCAUCAGAAUUAUUGUGUAUGUAAUGAAAUAAAUUAUUUUAACGUGCAUAUUUGUUCACCACACCAUAAAUGAAGUUUUUGUUUCUAUUAUUAUUAUAACUUAUAAUAUACUUAUUAUUCAUGAUAUUCUAUAUUUGYAUACAAAUAUUUAAUAGCUAAAAUGUCAAUUUUUUAAUUAAUUGAUUUUAUUAUAAUUUUUCAAUUAUUUGAUUUAUUAUAUUUAAUUUUUCCAUAAUUAAUUCUAUUUGGAACACUUAAAUUACUUAUAGUGCCUCUAAUUUAAUGUAAUGUAUGUAAGACUCUAAGAAAUCAGUAAUCAAAAUUAUAUGUGUUGACUUAUAUACAGCUCCGCUAACCUUUCCCGUAUCGCUGCGCCAAAAUACGUCCAGUCGAAUAUGUGUCGAUAUAUGCGACCCACGCGCAGCAUCAUACUUUUUUUUCUAUGUAAUGUAUGUAAUUUGUUCGAUCGCGGAACUGUUUUUUUGGCCACCUAUUUAUGUUUGCUCGAUAACACAGGUCCGGCAAAGCUCCCCUCUCCACUGUCCGGUGACAGUUCGUCAGCCGAUGACCGAGCCGCCAGCCAACCUGGCGUCUGCGAGUUUUUGUCUUUUUCCAACGGUCGAACUGAGCACAACGUCGUGCUCGUUCACCGUCUUUGUGUGUUGCAAAAAAUCUCGUGUGAUCACGUGGUGUCAUUUUUCCACUUCGAACUUAUAAUCGGGUGUGUCAAGCUUGUACCAAGCUAAGUUUAAUUCUCGUUUGAAUUCGUCAACGAAGAGCUAGUCCCCAUUAGCUGCAGUUGUCGUUCUGCAUCAAGGGACCAGAUUGUCCAGUGCUGUUGCAAUCAGAUAUGUUCAGAUAUGGUCAAUUCAAACUUCGCUGUGGAUAGACUAUCGAAAACGACGAUGUUUUUGCUCUUAGUGACUUUUGUUGUGCCAUCUUUAGCUGCAGAUAUUUUAUAUCCAGUGGAAAGUGAAAGUCGUGAACUCCGUACUCUACAUGGCCUGUGGAACUUUAAAAUAUCUCCACUGUCUGAUCAAUUGAUUGGUUUUAAUGAAAAAUGGUAUGCAAAGAGAUUCGAAACACUUGGUGAUUAUUGGAAAAUGCCCGUUCCAUCGAGUUACAAUGAUGUUUCUACCAACUCUACCAUAAGAGAUUACGUCGGAUGGUCGUGGUAUCAAUACGAGUUUUAUGUACCAAAAAGAUGGACUGAUGAUCAACUGAACGUAUUUUUGCGGUUUGGCAGUGUGCAUUUCAAGUCAAUUGUGUGGUUAAAUGGUCAAUUGUGUGUGGAGCACGAAGGUGGCCAUUUACCAUUUAUUGGUAACGCUACUAGUUUUCUUAAAUAUGGUGAACUUAAUUUAAUUGUCGUUGCCGUUAAUAAUACUCUGCGACCGGACACUAUACCACAAGGAUAUACGCAAUUUCCGAAUAACACAUACAAGUAUCCAAAAGAUUAUAGAAUAUACUCUCAUGAGUUUGACUACUUUGAUUAUUCCGGUAUUAAUAGAGCUGUUUAUUUAUAUACGACGCCAAAAGUUUACGUUUGUGACAUUACCGUAUUAACAAGUUUUGGAAAUAAUUCAGAAGGAGUCGUCGAUUACAAAGUCGAUAUUUGUGGGAAUAGUGUUUCUGAAUGUAAUAUUACACUUUUGGAUGCUAAUCGAAGUAUAGUAGUUGAAUCGAAUACAUGUUCUGGACAGUUAAUAAUACCAAAUGUAAUCCCUUGGUGGCCAAAUAUGUCUGGAAAAAAACACAUAGCAUACUUAUAUACUUUUCAGGUGAAGACCAACCAUGAAAAUGGUGAUUAUUAUCGUAUGAAAAUUGGUGUUCGAACACUUCAAUGGACAUCAAAAGAAUUAUUGCUAAAUAACGAACCAAUGUACUUAAGAGGAUUUGGAAAACACGAAGAUUCUAUAAUACGAGGAAGAGGUUAUGAUGAUGCAUUAAGUGCCAGAGACUUUUAUUUAAUAAAAUGGUUAGGUGCUAAUUCUUUUCGUACAUCACAUUACCCUUACGCAGAAGAAACAUUACAGCAAGCCGAUUCAGAAGGUAUAUUGGUAAUUGUGGAAAGUGCUGCAUGCAACUUAAGAAUAUUUGGACCAGAUGUAUUAAGAUUCCAUAAAGGUGUAAUGACGGAAAACGUGAAUCGUGACAAAAAUCAUCCUAGUGUUAUUAUGUGGUCAUUGGCUAACGAACCGUAUAACAAUGUAGAAUUAUCUGUACCAUAUUUCCAAGAACUUUACCAACACGUACGAAAAAUCGAUCCAUCAAGACCAAUAACUUUUGUCAAUAGCCAACAAAUUCAAAAUGCUAAAGCGAUUGAAUAUAUGGAUGUUCUAACAUUAAACCGAUACAGUAGCUGGUAUAGUGAUUCAGGUCAUUUAGAGCUUAUUCAAUAUCAAAUAUACAAUGAACUUGAAGCUUUUACAAGAAAAUACAAGAAACCUAUACUAUUAACUGAGUAUGGUGCUGGAGCACUUUCUGGGUUACAUUCGCUACCAGAAACAAUGUGGAGUGAAGAUUAUUAUGUCACUCUGCUUCAAGAACAUUUCAAAACUUUUGAUUCAUUAAUAACUAACGGGAUUCCAAUUUUAGGAGAGAUGAUAUGGAAUUUUGCUGAUUUUAAAACACCACAAGAGUAUAUAAGACCAGGAUUAUGUGUAAAAGGAUUAUUUACCAGAGAACGACAACCAAAGAUGGCUGCAUACGUGGUCAAAGAACGUUAUAAUAAAUUCAAAAGUAACUCUCCAUGGCAGAAUCAAUCUUUAAAUUGUGUGUAAAUAUUUAAUAGAAAGUACGGAAUUAUAAAGCGAAUUCAAUAGUAAUAUUUAUAUAUAUAUAUAUACACAGGGUGAUUCAUGAGGUGUAAAACACUCAUUAUUUAUAAAA